Molecule: messenger RNA, 3012 nt
Organism: Pichia kudriavzevii
Lineage: Eukaryota; Fungi; Ascomycota; Pichiomycetes; Pichiales; Pichiaceae
Exons: 1
Coding region: 1-3012 (1003 amino acids)
Biological process (GO): mitotic recombination; mismatch repair
Cellular component (GO): nucleus; MutSalpha complex
Molecular function (GO): mismatched DNA binding; ATP-dependent DNA damage sensor activity; ATP binding
Source: RefSeq, a predicted model, not a curated record
AUGUCAGCUAAUGUCUAUAACGAGGAGUCCGAGGCACAGCCUUCGAUUUAUCGCUCUUAUUUGCGUCUACCUGCGGUCCAACAACGUACAAUCCGAGCAUUAGUAAGAGAUGGAAGUAAAGGUUCGUCCUCUUACUAUACCAUCUUUGAUGAAGAUGCAGUUUUGGGCGCUGAAAUUGUGUAUUCCUCUCAUUCGGUGCUGAAAUCGUCUCCUUUGAUUGCACACCCGAGAGAUUUAGACAGAAAAGUUUGUGUUCAGUACUUGCCAUUGUCAGAGCAAACUUUUUCUACUUUAUUACCCUCUCUAAUUUUAGAUAAGAAUUACAAAGUUGAAAUCUACAAGAUUGAAGAUUCCAAGAAUCACAAUUGGAAAUUGAUCAAAAGUGCAAGUCCUGGCCAUCUAGAGGAGAUUGAAGAUUUGUUAUACCUAAGUUCUAACAACGAGGAGUCAAAUAAUCAGGCCAUUGAAGUUGCCUCAUCCUCGAUUAUAGCAGCAAUAAAGCUGGUUUCCUCAUCCAAAGAAGGCAAAAAGAUUGGUCUUGCUUUCUAUGAUCCAAAUUUGAAAUUCCUGGGAUUGUCAGAGUAUCCAGAUACAGAUCUAUUCUCUAAUACUGAGGCCAUCUUGAUUCAACUAGGUAUCAAAGAGUGUCUUGUUUCUUCAAGCUCAUUGAGCGAAAAAGAUAUAGAGUUUGCAAAAUUAACUCAAACUAUUGAUAGGUGUGAUAUUUUGAUCACUGAGGUCUCAUCAUCUACAUUCAAUGCAAAUAAUUCAGAACAAGAUCUAGUUACAUUAUCAGGGAAUGAACAUAUUUUAGCAACCUCAGAAUUGGCAGCUUUAAAAGCUGCUUUGGCGUCAUCUAAUGCCUUGAUUUUAUAUCUAAGUUUAUUGGCCAGUGAUUCCAUUAGGGGUUCUAUCAACAUUGGGAAAUACGAUCUAGAUAAGUAUAUGAGAUUAGAUGCGGCUGCUGUUAAAGCACUAAACCUAUUCCCUAGUGGAGUUUCCAAUACCAACAUAAACCAACAAGGGAUCAGCAAUGCACCAACCUCAAUAUUUGCUUUGUUAAAUCAGUGCAAAACGGCCGGAGGUUCCCGGCUCCUAUCGCAAUGGAUCAAACAGCCCCUCAUUGAUACAGAGGAAAUCAACGAGCGUCAUAGUUUAGUCGAGUGGUUCGUCAAAGACAGUUGUUUGCUAGGCAGCAUUCGGGGCCAAUUCCUAUCUAAUGUUCCUGAUAUUGCGAGACUAGUCAGAAAAUUGGCAGGGAAAAGAUAUUCUGGGUUAGAUGAAGUUGUUAGACUAUACCAAUUAGUUAAAAGCUUGAAAAAAUGCGAAGAUAUUCUUAAUGAAAGUUUGGAGUCCAAUCCAGAUGUACAUGAGCUUGUCAAAAAAUAUUGGCUCGAUGGUAUUGUGGAGCAUAGCGAAGCAUUGAACAAGUAUGCCGAAAUGAUUGAACAAACGGUCGACUUGGAAAGUUUGGAGAAUGCAACAUCGGCAUCAUCCAUCUCGUCGUUGAUACAAAUCAAUCCAGAAUAUGAUGAGAAGUUAAUGGAAUUACAAAAUGAAAGAGAACGUAUUGAAUCUGAAAUGCACAGGUUACACGAAGACGCCGCAAUUGAUCUGGGGAUGGAGAUUGAUAAAAAAUUAAAGCUGGAACAAAACACUAAUCAUGGUUGGUGCUUUAGGUUGACCAGAAAUGAUUCCGGGGUAUUGCGUGGUAAAUCGAGUUCUGUCAAGAAUAAAAAUGCCACGAAUUCAGAAUUUCAAGAGUUGCAAACAGUGAAAGCAGGGGUUUUCUUCACGAAUGUUGAGCUAAGUGCGUUAUCCAAAGAUUUUGAAAGAGUGAUGGAUUCUUAUUCCAAACAGCAAUCCCAUAUUGUCUCCGAAAUAAGAUCGAUUGCUCUGACAUAUGUCCCUGUUUUUACCAAAUUGUCGGUCAUCCUAGACAUUCUUGAUGUCAUUGCAUCAUUUGCAGUGGUUGCAACUUGUGCACCUAUAGAAUAUACGAGACCAAAAAGAAAUUGGUCAUUAGAUGAUGGUUCGAGAAAAAUGAGAGUUUGGCAAGCAAGGCAUCCGUGCUUGGAAGUCAGUGAUGGUGUUUCUUUUAUCCCAAAUGACUACGUUUUGGGUGGUCCUGACAAUGAAAAGAUUAAAGCCAAAGGAGGAGAAACAUGGGAUUCAGGUAAAGACUUCUUUUUGAUCACUGGUCCAAAUAUGGGUGGUAAAUCUACGUAUAUUCGUACUUUGGGAGUGGUGUGCCUAAUGAAUCAAAUUGGCAGUUUUGUUCCAUGUGAUGAGGAUUCUGAAUUUGCUGUAGUCGAUGCAAUCCAUGCUAGAGUGGGUGCGUCUGAUUCCCAACUAAAGGGAGUCUCCACAUUCAUGGCUGAAAUGCUCGAGAUGUCAUCAAUUAUUGCAUCCUCCCAUAAGGGCAGUUUAGUUAUAGUUGACGAGUUAGGUCGGGGCACAAGCACAUACGACGGGUUUGGACUUGCAUGGUCUAUCAGUGAGCAUUUGGCCAAAAACGUAAAGUCUUGGACACUUUUUGCUACUCACUUCCAUGAGUUGACAGCCCUAGCAAAUGAAUACAAUAAUGUUGGCAACUUGCAUGUUGUCGCACACGUUGAUGAGGGGGCAGCUGCCAAGGAGGACAGAGAGGGAGAGGAUAACGUGACCCUACUGUAUAAGGUGGAACCAGGCAUCAGUGACCAGUCUUUUGGUAUUCAUGUCGCAGAACUUGUAAAGUUCCCACAGAAAAUCAUCACAAUGGCCAAGAGGAAAGCAAGAGAACUCGAUGAUGAUGUUGAAGAAGAACUAACAUCGUCAAAACAUGCCAAGUAUUCGAAGGAAGAAUAUCUCAAGGGUCGUGAGGAGCUUAAAGCUAUUCUCAAAGAAUGGAAAGCUAAAGUUAUCGAAGCAGGUGGUCUUGAAAAAUUAGACUCCAAACAGGCAAUGCAGAUCCUCCAUGACCUUACUACAAAAACGGAGUCACCUGUGAUUCGUGAUUCUAUGAAUUUAUGA